GCUGGAUAUACCGGGGCAUCUGUUCUCCUGAGAAUCCGGCUCCGCUCGGCGCCAUGGAGCGCGCCUGAUCCCGGCACGAAGCCCGGGAGAGCUCAGCCCCCCUUCUCGUCUCAGCAUCUCAGAUCUGAUCUGUGUGGAUAUCCGGAGGCCCGACCAUGUCUGCGAGAGGGAAGGGGACCCUGACCAAAGACAGCGUCAGCCUGCUGCCCUGCUUCUACUUCGUGGAGCUGCCGAUCCUGGUGUCGUCCGUCGUCAGUCUCUACUUCCUGGAGUGGACGGACGUGUUCAAGCCGGUGAAGUCGGGCUUCACCUGCCACGACCGCAGUCUGAGUCUGCCCUACAUUGACCCCAACCACGAGGUCAUCCCCCUGCUGAUGCUGCUCAGUCUGGCCUUCGCCGGACCCGCCAUCACGAUCAUGAUCGGAGAGGCCAUCCUGUUCUGCUGCGUGUCCCGGGGGAAGAGUGGCGCCGGGGCGGAGGCCAACAUCAACGCCGCCGGCUGCAACUUCAACUCCUUCAUACGCCGAGCCGUCCGCUUUGUCGGCGUCCACGCUUUUGGUCUUUGUGCCACGGCCCUCGUCACGGACAUCCUCCAGCUGAUGACGGGCUACCCGACGCCCUACUUCCUGACCGUGUGCAAACCCAACUACACCACGCUGAACGUCAGCUGUGAGCAGAACCCCUACGUCUUGGAGGACAUCUGCUCGGGGGCCGACCCGGCGGCCAUCAACCAGGGCAGAAAAUCCUUCCCGUCGCAGCACGCCACCCUCGCAUCCUUCGCCGCCGUCUAUGUUUCGAUGUACUUCAAUAGCACUCUGACAGACUCAUCCAAGCUGCUCAAGCCCCUGCUGGUCUUCUCCUUCAUCAUCUGUGCCAUCAUCUGCGGUCUGACCAGGAUAAUUCAGUACAAGAACCACGCCAUCGACGUCUACCUGGGCUUCCUGCUUGGAGGAGCUAUAGCUGUCUACCUGGGAUUAUAUGCAGUUGGAAAUUUCCAGCCGAGCGAGGAGGCAAGCAACAGCCCUCCGCCCAUACUGCACCGACCACCGUGUUCUCUGCCCCACAUAAGCCAGGAAGCCGUCCUCCACCACCUCCAGAUGAAAGCCAGCAUGGCCGGGGAGCCCGGAAUACCCACCUCCCACUCUGAGGGCCUCUUGCACCGAAGUCUUCAGCAGCAGAGGCCCGACGACAGCCUGAAGCGCUCCAGUGCAGACGCGGAAGUGAUCUCCCCCCAUCUUACCCAUAGCAAAGAUGCCAUGGUGACGUUUAGCCACACCCUUCCUCGGGUGCACACCCCCCAGGCCAUGGCGGCGUAUGAGGAAGCGGCCAGACGUCAUGCUGCCACGCUCCACCAUGCCUCCAUGGACUCUAGCCGCUCAAAGCAGCUUUUGUCUCAGUGGAAGAGUAAGAACAACAACCACAAAUGCUCCUUGCAGGUCCCAGACUCCUUCUCCUCCUCUGUGGACUCGUCGUCUGGCCAGUCCUCCCAGCAUCCGCACCACCACGGCAGCAUGGAGCUCCGAUCCAACUCUGAGCCACUGGCGAUGGGUCUGAAUGGAGGCUUUGAUAGUCACGCAUACAUGUCCAAACUGGCCACCGGUGCUAGUACGACCCUGCCUAACAACUGUAGUGGCAUCACCGGAGGGGCCAGGAUAGCCAUGCAAUCUAGACCUGGGUCUUCGCAACUGGUCCACAUACCGGAGGAAGCUCAUGAGAACUACAACACCAACUCCCUGAGGACAAUGGGAGGAGGAGGAGGACAUGAAGGGAUGUUAACAGCAAACAGCACAGUUCAGGCUAACUGGCAAAGGGCAGCAGAGAAAACCUGUAGGACUAACGACAAUGGACAGAACACCCAGCCGCGAAUCAUGCAAGUGAUUGCAAUGUCCAAGCAGCAAGGCCUACUGCAGACCCAUUCCAAGAGCUUAGAUGAGAGCAGCAUAGGCUGCAACACCAUUGGGAGUUGCCAGGGCUCUGCUCGCUACAGAGUGCCGAGUGAUCAAGAACCCACUUGCACCACAGGGCCCAGCUCACUGGGAAGCACCACAGGCAGUAUUUCAGGGAGUACCGGAGCUAUCGUCAGAGUGGAGGCCCACCCUGAAAUCAACAGACCGGUGAUCCAAGCCCCAGCCACAGAUGGAAGCGGAACGUGGAGGUGGCGGUCCCUGGACCAUGGCACUGGACCUGGUGGAGGUCCAGUGGCAGGAGGCGGAAGUCUGAAGCAGUCCUAUGAGCUCAACGAUUUAAACAGAGACUCCGAGAGCUCAGACUCGAUACGCGACGGGUCCAUUGACAGAAAGCGUGCCAAUCAUAUUGUUACCACCACUGCCACAGUUAGCACCCAGCCCAUAGUUACUGUUCACACCCAGAACACUGGCCAGUCAGAGCAGAGGGUCCAUCCCCAGGGCCUCUCGACCAUAAGGGUCACUCCAGGGGAUGGUGGUGUUUCUGGAUCUGGAGGAGGAGGCGGAGGAGGAGGAGGAGGAGGAGGUGGAGAGACCGCAUCAGAAACCCUUUCAGUCACCUCCAGUCGGGAGUCCACACUGCAGCGGAAAGGCAAUAAUAUCAUCCUGAUCCCAGAGAGAGCCAACAGCCCCGAUAAUGCCCGGAAUAUUUUCUACAAGGGAACGUCGAUGACUCCUGUUUUCAGGGACUAACCCAUAAAAAUAACUCGAGACUUCUGAGAAGACGUAGCUAAUGAUGCAACACAGGUGAAUUUUCACAGAACCCUUAACGAUAGUCAGUAUUACCUGCCCAUUGUGUUUAUCAUUAAUAACUUCAGAAGAAAAAGGUUUUAUUCAGCAUGGGAUUUUUUGUACAUUUACACUAAAGCACAACCUUUUACGUGUUGUAGAAAUAAUCACUGUGUACCUUUGUGAGUCACUCCCAAGGAAACCUAUUGUAACGUUGAUGCUGUGCCAGUGCUUUGGGGGAGAAGAGAACCUUUUUCUAAACAGUUCUGUACAUUUUGGAUAUUAGUCAUCACAAAAAAGAUAAAAAAGUGAAGUAGCACAGUAACGUAAACUGUAGCAAAUUAACCCAUGAUAAUUGUAUCAUUCCUAUGAAAGCAGUGUUUCCUUCCCCGGGUGCUACACCAGAAAAUACUAUUUACUAUACAGCAUACUAUAUAUAAUUUGAGUAGAUAAAGAAUGAUUUAUUUUACAAAGAGGGAACAACUAUGAUUACGAUUAAUAGGUGACAGAGGUAUGUUUUGUACUUUGUCUCUUUUCUGUACAGAUACCACAUACUCAAUACUGUUUUGAACCAUAAGUGUGCUUAGCAUUCCUUCUGUAGCUAUGAAGUCAAAUAUGCUGUGACUUGCACUGAAAUAUGCGUUUACCGUACCUUGCAUACUGUAAACCCUGACCUUAUCAUUACAUCCUGUACUUACAUUUGGAUGUCCAUACAAGUUUUAUAUCUACAGCACAAAAAAAACGCAAAUCACAGGAAUAUUAUUAUUAGUUACGAUCUAGACUUCAAUAACAGAGUUGUUUUUUUAAACCAUUGCUAAAGCGAUGGCUGGCGGCUCUCGCUGGCUUCCUAUCCAAAGCAAUAGCAGCCGAGGCUCAUGGGUAGUCCCCAUAUUAAUAGCCAUCAAACAAACCAAAUCAACAAAGUUGAAAACAAUUUAAACUGACAGCCAAACGCAAAAUACCCGAGGAUGAGGCUUAAGAAGCAGAAUGCACUGUAAGGCGACGUGCUCACCAUAGUAGCAAAACCAAACAUGUUUUGUUGUAGCCUGCAUUUAUAGGGCGCUACAUGUAGCAUUUUUUUCAACAGGAAUAUACAAUAUUGCUGACAAAUUGUUAUACCUCAAUUGUGAUCGUCGUCAAAUAGAAAACCUAGUCUCAAAGUAAUUUCCCGUUUGUGCCAUAAAGUAACCAGCAGAUUUUCUACAAAAUCUCACCCAGUGUAUCAAACGUCAAGGCCAGUACAGGCUGUCUGAUUUUGUUUAUGGAUAUAGUAGUUGUCGAAAAAAGAAUAUAUUUUACGUGAAUAUACAUACAGCAGAAGAGGGAAUGAUUAAAAUCUGUCGUUUUCAUGUUAUAAUGCAUAUCAUCAAUUUGUAUCUCAGUGGUUAAAUAAGCACCGACUGGAUAUGAAGUCAAUUUGAUACAAAAAAUCCAGGAUUGGCACCUGUGAAAAUAUAAUAAUGCCAGAGUUACUAAAUGAGAACGUUUGCCAAAGCUAGAAUCUUUCGUAGGUAGGAAAAGAAUAUUAAUCAUCAGAUGGAGUUUUCAGUAUUUGUAUAGCAAGCCUGCAUAAUAUUGUACAUGAUUUAUUACAUUUAUUAACAUAUGCAUGGUCACUUUUCUAUAGUGCAUAACCACAGGAUUUCUAUCAUAAAUGUGUGUUUAUUUUGACUGUACAUCGAGUGUUUAAAAGUGUGUAUUUUAUUUACAGAAUGCGAUUCAUAGUGAGAGUUACAUGACAAUCUUUUCUAUCUAAGUACUGUUGCCCUUCAGGUUACAACAGGCUGGUUUUCUUUUCCUUUUUUUUCUUAAAUGGAGCUGCCACUGACUGCAUCAUAUCAAGUGGAAAUGCUUAAAAAAACUAAAAAAAAAACCCCAUAGAAAUAAAAGGAAAGUUAGCUGAGUUUUUGCUCAAAAGCUCUCAAAAAAGAAAAUGUAUUUAUUUUUUAAAAUAACCCAGGUAGAUUGACUAUUUUAAAUACAGAUUUUUGCUUCAUUUAAGUGGCUGUAUUUGGUUUUCACCUGCACCUCAGAAUAAAAUCUUAUACCCACGUUCCUUGCAAAUAGGUAUAGGGGGAUGUGAUGCUGUAAUGGAUGUUUUGGGCGGAAGGAAUAUGUACAGUAAUUGGAACAGUACUAGAUUGUGGCCUACUGACAACAAUUGAGCUCUUUGACAUAGUGAAAUAUAACAUGAGAUUAAUUAUCAUUUAUUGUGUUUUCUUUCGAUGCAAACUUACACAAAUUAACAUGGCUGAGGGCUUUUUUUGCUAAGAUUAACAAAAUUAUGAAUUUGCAGAUUGAAAAAUAAAUAGACAAAUUACAGAAAACGCACAACUGCACAAAAGCACAACAGCUCAUUUUCAGUUCCAUAGUAGGACCAAAUUCUGAGGACAUUUCAUACCAGCCUUUUUCACAGUACACGUAUCAAAGAAAGCUCUAUAUUGCCCUUUACAUACAAUAUAUGAUAUAUGUUAAAAAAAAAAACAGCCUGUAUGACUUUUUUCCCUAAUCAUGACAAAGUUCAACUUGGCCAACGUGGUGUAUAUGGGAGUUAAAAAAUAAGUUUUAUUCCUUAGAUUAAAGCCUUAACAUUGUCCAGAGUCCCUUUCAGAUGAACAGAAUCCCCCACAACACCCACCCAGAGUAACAUAUCUAAUACAAACUGUAUAUUGGAUAUGAAGAAAAAACUCUAUAUAUAAAGAUAUGACAUGAGUAUUUCUAUUGUUUUAAAAUGAUUUGUCUGAUUAAGAGUCCGUCCCCCAGGUCUGUGAAAUCAAAGAGUGUAACACGGCACAUGGAUAGAAAUGUAGAUCCAGUGGGUAAAAACUGUGAAUGGAUGCUCUCUGCAUGUGUAGCCUCUUGUGUUGUCCCUGGAUGAAUAAUAAAUGUUUUUUUUCUGA
Molecule: messenger RNA, 5593 nt
Organism: Scophthalmus maximus (turbot)
Lineage: Eukaryota; Metazoa; Chordata; Actinopteri; Pleuronectiformes; Scophthalmidae
Gene: plppr4b
Product: phospholipid phosphatase-related protein type 4
Exons: 7
Coding region: 156-2657 (833 amino acids)
Biological process (GO): phospholipid dephosphorylation; phospholipid metabolic process; signal transduction
Molecular function (GO): phosphatidate phosphatase activity
Source: RefSeq, a predicted model, not a curated record